UAGCGGUACUUACGGGAGGAGCUGUCCACUCGUGGUGCUGAAGGACUCCGCUCUUCUCUUCAGUGCUGAAACAGCGCACGGCGAGAGUCGGGUGUUUACUGCGAAGCACUGCUUUCAAAUCAAGCAGCUCGGCUCCGCGCAGCUGACUUCAGUUACAUCAGAGCACAUUGACAGAUUAUCAUCAAACCCAGACUGGAUUUGCUCGCACUGUCCUUGGGCUGUUCUUACAUCUCCCAGCUAGUCGUCUACGUUCGCGCUUUGUCACAAAAGUAUUUUAAGCAGUAGCCUCAUUGACGGAGCUCUCCAACAGCAGACAUGUGCACCAAGAGAGAAUAUGGACUUGGCGUGUACACUGUAAUGCUGUUUCUGUCUAGGAUUGCCGGGAAAGAUCUCUACGCUGAGAACAUCAACUCCAUAAGCCGCAAGGGAUCAGAGAGAGCAGCAACGACACAAAAUCCAGAGUGGGAAAUCCGACUUGUGACAACUGCCCCACCUAUCCACUUUCCCAAUCACCACCCUUUUAUUCACGAGAGCUUGCCAAGAAAAGACUUUGACUCAGAAGAUACGGAGACACCACCAGUGGCAAUGCAUGCCAGUAAACUGGCCCAUGAAGAGUCGCUGAUCUUUGUUGACUCUGUCUCAAGCACCACGCCUCCUUCAAAACCUGUUAUUUCAGCAACAUCAACAGGUCCUGCAUCAGAAGAUGAAAGAGUCCAGAUAACCAGAGAGCCCUUUGUGACUUCUGGACAGCUGCCUCUUUUUGACAGUCGUGCCAUGUCUACCAUAGCGUCCACCAGAAGGAGUGAGCCCACAUACUCCACAAGGUCAUCUACUGAACCAGAAGAGCCCAACAUAGGAAAGAGUUCAAAGCCUGUAAGAGAAACUGUGACUGUGGGAGACACUGAUGAAGGGACAACCACCUCAACUAUCAUCACAACCACCAUCAUCACAACAGCGCCUUCACAUGCUCCCUUGUAGCUCAAUUUCACAGGCCUCCAGGGUUACAUCGAAUCACCGAAAUUCACCAGCCUUCUCAGUACUAACAGCUUGGACUGCGUCAGCGCGGUCACAGUCUACAUGGGCUUUGGAGUGGAAAUUCAGGUUCUGAAUGUCAGCCUUUCUGAGGGCGAAAUGCUGACUAUAGAAGAUGUAGGUGUACGGGAGCCGAAUGUCAUUGCCAACGAGUCCAUUCUGAUGAAGGGGUUGGUGCUACGUAGUUCUAGCAAUCAGGUUGCCAUCCACUUCCAGAGCUACCAGCUCUCCAACCCAGGAUACUACCACUUCCGCUACCAAGCAUACAUUUUGAGCUGUGGAUUUCCUCAGAGGCCAACCUACGGAGAUGUUUCUGUCACUAGUCUUCACCCUGGUGGAGAGGCCUAUUUUUACUGCCAUUCAGGUUACCAGCUGCAGGGGGCAUCUUCACUCAUGUGUCUGAAUGCAACUACCCCCUUCUGGAAUGGAAAGGGACCACAGUGUUUAGCUGUCUGUGGUGGCUUUAUGAGAAAUGCCACAGUGGGCCGCAUCAUCUCCCCUGGCUUUCCAAGUAAUUACAGCAAUAACCUAACCUGCCACUGGGUGAUUGAGGCCCCUGAAGGCCAGAGACUACAUCUGCACUUUGAGAAGGUUGCUCUGGCCGAGGAUGAUGACAGACUUUUAAUCAAAAAUGGCAACAACAUUGAUUCACCUCCAGUGUAUGACUCGUACGAAGUGGAGUAUCUUCCUAUUGAAGGAAUCGUCAGUGGGUCAAGGUGGUUCUUCAUUGAACUGACAACUGAUAGCACGGGAGCUUCAACAGGUGUGGCGCUGCGCUAUGAAGCCUUCUCCCGGGGUCACUGCUAUGAGCCCUUUGUAAAAUAUGGGAACUUCACAACCAGUGAUGCCUUGUAUCCAGUAGGAACAGUGGUGGAGUUUACCUGUGACCCAGGUUACACCCUGGAACAAGGGUCAGUCAUUAUUGAAUGUAUGGAUAUCACUGACCCACAGUGGAAUGAGACAGAGCCAGCAUGCAGAGCUGUUUGUAGCGGUGAGAUCACUGACUCUGCUGGAGUGGUUCUCUCUCCCAACUGGCCAGAAGCGUAUGACAAAGGUCAAGACUGCAUUUGGGGAAUACAUGUGGAAGAAGACAAGCGCAUCAUGUUGGACAUUCAAGUGUUGCACAUAAGCAAGAGUGAUGUUCUCACUUUCUACGAUGGUGAUGAUUUGACUGCGAGGAUUCUGGGUCAGUAUGCUGGCACACACAGACGCUUCAAGCUGUUCACAUCCAUGGCCGAUGUCACCAUCCAGUUCCAGUCUGACCCAGCCAGUAACGUGUUUGGCUAUCAGAAUGGCUUCAUCAUCCACUUUUUUGAGGUACCUCGCAAUGACACCUGCCCUGAGCUCCCAGAAAUUUCCAAUGGAUGGAAAACCACUUCUCAUCCAGAGCUUAUCCAUGGCACAGUGGUGACCUACCAGUGCUACCCUGGGUUCGACCUGCAGGGUACUGAGAUUCUCAUGUGCCAGUGGGACCUGACGUGGAGUGGAGACCUUCCUUCUUGUAUGAAGGUGACCACCUGUCCAGACCCCGGUGAAGUGGACCAUAGCCGAAGAGUGAUGUCCAACCCCAAAUUGACUGCGGGGACCACAGUUCAGUACAUCUGCAAUAAGGGCUAUGCAUUGUCAGGGAACAGCCUGCUAACCUGCUACAGCCGAGAUGCAGGAAGCCCCAAAUGGAGUGAGAGACUACCCAAGUGCUCCCCAGAGGUUUAUGAGCCGUGCCACAAUCCAGGCGCCCCAUCAUUCAGCAUUCAGACUACAGAAAAAAGGUUCUACCAGCCUGGAGAGAUGCUGAGAUUUUCAUGUUACAAUGGUUAUCAGCUGGUGGGAGAAUCUGUCUUAAGGUGCAUCCCAGGACAUCCUUCCCAGUGGAGCAGCCCACCACCUGUAUGCCAAGUUUCCAACCCUGAGUAUUUAAAUGAACGCCAAUUAGAUGUUGCCAAGGCAUCAGUACAUGAUCCACUGGAGAAGAGUGGCACUGUGAUGGCCAUACUCAUCCCCAUCACCAUUAUUGUGCUAGCUGUUGCAGGGCUUUAUGUCUACUUCUCAAAGGUUCAGAGGAAAACGUUUCGGUUACAUCUGCCUAGCAGCCACCCAUACAAUCACAUCACAGUGGAGUCAGCCUUUGACAAUCCUAUAUACGAGACAGGAGAGUCAAGAGAAUAUGAAGUUUCUAUUUAAGGACAAGAUACAUCAUACCUGGAAACACAGCCUCUCUGCCUUGUGGAAAUCUCUCAGAACCUGUCAGCUCAAUCACAAUCUCUUCUCUUCAGUUCACCCCCAUCCGUGCAAAUCCUGAGCUGCCUACAAUCCAAGGACUUCUUACCAGGGGUUUGGGGGGUGGGUGUGGUGAGUGGGGGUGGGGGGACAGGCUUCAGGGUUUACUGCACAAACCUGUGCAAACAAGUGAUUCUCUACUUGUGGAUCUUACUUUCAGUCUUGACAUUUUUUGCCUUUCAGAAUGUGUUUUUGAUCUAUACACCCCCUUCCCUUCUUCAUCAGCCUCACAGCAUUAUGGGACAGCUCUUGGAAAGGUCUGCUGCAGGCUGAGCCCAGAGUGAAAAAUGAACUGUGUACCCUGCUUCUUAACUUUCCUCUGCCACUUAAGGCCAGGUUUCAAGUGAGCUUCUCCAGCUUUCCAGAGGCUUCCACUGGUGACAAGUGCUUAUCGGCACAAACUGACCAAAGGUGCAAAUACCUCCAGAGUCGUAUGACACAUGGCAUGAAACAACAACAUACGUACAGUAGCUCUAUAGUCUGCAUUUAUUCCUAUGCUGUGUCAUUCACUCCACAGCACACAUCAGUUUUUUUUUUUUUUUUUUUUUAUUACUAGAUGUUUGCAAAGAUGGAAAACUAAGCAAGAACACAGUGAGUUGAGACUAUGGACUUGUCAGAGAUAAUGUGCCAAGGGUGGGGUGUGACAGAGUUUUGCUGCAGCCCUACAUUAGUAAACAUCUAUAGCCUGUCAGCAACAGGAAGAUCCUCAGCAGUUUCAUUUCCUGCAGGUGUGUGGUGUUCAGAGGAACUGCCUACCUUAUUCUUUUAUAUUUUUAUUUAUGUAUUUGGAUUUUUGUCCAAAGUUGCUAUCAAAAUACCAGCCUGAUGCAUGAGAAAUUAAGUAUCAUACCGUCUACCUUGAACCCUUCUUCCUGUCUUGGGACAAAAGAUGCACAUGCACUGCUAGGUCGUUUGGAGAGCAGCAGCUUAAAUGUAAUUAUUUAUUGUGAUCUCGGACCAGAAUGUAACGGCAGCUGCCAGAAAUGAGACACCAGCUUUGCAGCACUGCUAUUUCAAGGCUGUUUCUUUAUUCAGCAUUGUCUUUUUAAUGCAGUCAGGACACAUUAGCGAUACCUCGUUCAGAUUUCAUUACGAUUUUGCUUCCUAAUUGUUGACCAAAUUGUACUUCCAAAAAUAAAAAGAAAGUUCUAAUUAAUUAGUAGGUGAGCACAAACAAAGAGGGUCCCAGAACAAUAAAAAACACCGACAUCUGCGCCUGUCCCUAUUCCUAUAUAUACUGUGAAAUGUUUUUGAAUCUACAAUAUCAAAAUCGAUCAGGAGAACACUAAUUGUGGUAAGCAAUAAUUUUACUCAAAAUUGUUUAACUGAAUUUGGGAGUGUGAGACAGAGAUCAGUUCAUAGUGUGAAGAGUGAAGGUAAUGAAAAGUGAGCAACCAGAAUAUACUUUCCUAAACCUUUAUAGUGAUGUGUGAUAGAGUACCAGAUGAUCUUGACUACUGUGCAGUACUUAGAAAAUUUUGACUCAUAACCCCAACACCUUCUGUAUAUGAAGUGCAUAUUCAUAAAGGAUAGGUGGGUAUAAAACAAUAUUUAGUUACACCCGUUUCGACACAGUGGACAAACAUACCUUUGUUUGUGUAAUUACAGCCAUAAGAAACACACCCCAGGACCACUGCUAGAGAAUAAGUAAAUUAGGCAACUUUCGCUGUGACAAAAACAGACAUUAAAGCUGCAAUUGUAUUAUUUCAAAUCAAGAUCUUUGGGUAGAAGGCAUAACUAUAAUAGCAGAGGUGUUCUCUAUGCUGUCAGGGUGUACAAAUUGGAGAUGUCGUGGCACUGACAUUCUGCCAGCUUUGAUACAAUGCUUACGUACUCUGUAGAGAGAGAAGUGCUGUUUAGAUUAAAAAGGAUGAAAUCUAACAAAUCACCAGGACCAGAUAACAUUUAUCUAAGAGUGCUUAAGGAGGUUAGUGAGUAUAUAUAGAAAACAUUGACACAUAUUUGUAGAAAAUCUCUAAAAUACUAGAAGCUUGCAGAUAUUAUUCUGUUGUAUAAAAAGAGGAUUGGGCUGAUCCAGGUAACUACAGGCCAGUAAGUUUAACAUGCAUCAAAGGUAAAUUAAUGGAAGGAGUUGUUAAGAAAAUAUUGAGCAUCUCAUGGCAAGAACUGGAAUGUUACUCAACAGUCAACAUGGGUUCAGACGGGAAAAGUUGUGUUGAAAUUCAAUGAGGAAGCAACAAAAACAUACAAUAAGUGCAUAUAUUAUUUAUCAUGACUUUCAAGACUUUUAAUAAAGUACAACAUGAAUGGUUAGAGAUGAAACUAAAAUAAGUGGGAAUUGAAGGUGCAGUGUGCAAAAUUGGCUCAAACACAGGAACCAAACAGUUAAGACAUGAGGAACCUUUUUAGAGAUACAGUAAGUGAUGUUAAAAGUGGUGUCAGGGGUCAGUGCUACAGCUGCAGCUCGUUUUAAUACAUAUACCGUAUACAUAAUAUAUACAUAAACGAUUUACACAAGAGUAUAAUCAAUCAUCUAGUUAAUUUUGCAGAUGAUACCAAACUAGGUGGAAUUGCAGAUGAUGUAAAAUCAGCUAAAUUGUUACAAAAUCACUUAAACAGUAACAAGUUUAGGCAGGUUUGUGGAAGAUGACAUUUAAUGUAAAUAAAUGUAAAAUAUUACACGUGAAUUGUAAUCAAAUCUAAGAAAAAUGUUAGAUUUGAAUACACAAUCGGAGGUGUGAAACUUGAAAGUACACCUUAUGAGAAAGAGGUGGCGAUCAUAAUAGACUCAGCACUGUCUACAUCAAGGCAGUGUGCAAAAGCUACCAAGAAGGCCAGUAGGGUGUUAGGUUACAUAUCACAAUGUUAUGGGAGAUUAUGCUUCAGUUAUAUAACACACUAGUGAGACCUCACCUGGAGUGCUAUGUAAAAUUACAAAAAAAAGAUGUAGCAGCACUGGAGAAAGUCCAGAGGAGAGUAACGAGGCUUACUUCCCGGACUGACAGGAAUGAGCUGUUAGGAGAGACUGAAGGAUAUGAACCUUUUCACUUUAAGCAAACACAGAUUAAGAGGUGACAUGAUUGAAGAGUUUAUCAUUAUGAUGGGAAUUACUGUAGUAAAUCCCAGUUGUUACUUUAAAAUAAAUUCUUCAGCAAAAUAUUAGAACACAGUUAGAAACUUGCUAAAGACAGAUUUCGCACAAAUGUUGGUACGUUUUUCUUCAUGCAAAGAACCAUAGACAUACAGAAUAAUUUACCAAGUGAGAGUAGGACCUUCAAAUCACGACUUGAUGUAAUUUUGGACAAUCAAUGUGAAUAGCAUGGAAGAGCUUGUUUGGAUGAAUUGCCUGUUCUUGUCACAACUAUUCUAAAGUUCUUACAGUGUAAUGGUAUGUUUAGUUUGAAUCAGCUUCAACUGUUUCCACAACUGUAACAUAUGAUACAUGCACCCCACUAUGUCCCAUACAAGUACUGUUCAGGGAGCUACAAUACCAGGCUAGAAGCUGUCACAGCACACGCUCACACAUUUCCACACACACGCACACACACACUGACCCUUUUCUGCGGAUUGCCAUUUACCUAACAUGCUUAUGUUUGGAAUGCUGGAGGAAAGCCAAAGGAACACACACAGAAUGUGAAAACUCCACCCAGACAGUAAGCAGUCCAGAAAUCCAGCUGAGGUUUCUGCAGCUGUGAGGUGGCACCACUAACCGCCAAGCCAUCCAGCAUAAGCGAAGUGAAUGGUGUAACAGGAUUGCAGCUUUUAUUCACUAAGGGCAGUUAGUGUGCCUUAGGGGUUUACGUUUUGGACUGUACAAUGGUAACUCUUCAAAGACAGUUGUAUUAGACUUCCAACAUUUGUGUAAAUGUUUCUGAACACUAUUGGACAUGCCAGUGCAGCUUGCUUAAGCUGUCCUUGUUUUUAAAAUGCUGCCUAAAACAUUAUUACAUGUUGACACUUGAUAGCUUAUGCUGUUUUCCAUGUAUUGUAGUAUUCUUCAGUUAAAUUAAACUAACUAAUGAAAAACUACUGAAAAACACAUAAAACUAUCAAUUUUCUAACGCUGCUGUCAAUGGUGCAGUCAUCCAUAAUCUCUUAUGGUAACUGCUUUCCAGAGAGCACCGGAUGUGUGGAGACUUUGAUGCAGAAGCCUAAUGAGCCCCUAAAAUGAAAUGCAAAGUACUGGAAGAAAACAAUACCAGUCUGGGAUUUGAACCGGGAUCCCUUAAGCUAUUAGAAAGCAGCAUCUCACUCUGCUGCUGAAAACUAAAAAUAUGGUUUUGACAAAUGUCCUGGUUUUAAUUAUUUCAUGUGAUAUAUGCACUAUAGAACUUACAUACUGUAUGCGGCAAAGUGCUCAAGUAUUCCUUUGACCACAGAGUUAAAAUUGUCUCCAGCAGUGGAGUGAUAAACAAAUAGCAGCCCAGAGUUCCUCGCAGGGAAAAGGAAAGAGAAACCCAAGCUCUGCAGAGCUGCACGUAGUGCCUGACAGUUGUUAUUCUAAAGUUCAGCUACUUUAUUUGACCUCACUGUUUGCUUCAUUGGAGUGAUAAACUUCUCAAACAUAAUGAGAAAAUGUAAGAACAAAUGGAAAGGUGAAAACACCAACAGUUUGAUUUGGUUCUUCUUUAAAGUUGAAUGCUGCAAUUUACCCCUUAGAAAUACUUCACUACAUUUGGUCACUAUAUAUGGUGACACAAAAAAACAAAAAUGGAUUAACUAUAAAGCAAAUAAGGAGCCCUUUAGCAGGAUAUGAGAAACAGGCUAACUGCCGUCCAUCAGUGCUGUAAUAUCUUCUCCAAUACUCGUUUGCUUUGAAGGAAUACUCCACAUAUAAACACUAUUUUUUUAAUGUUACUUACCACAUGUAAUUUGUACCAGUGGCCACGAGAAAUGUUUAAUAUCAUGUUUUCAUGCAGAACAAGAGAAAGCCAAAGUUUAUGAUAUGGCGAUCAAUAUGAACAACAGCAAAUAGUACCAAAACGUCCAUGAAAAAAUCUCACAUUACUCAUGUUGCAUAAUCCACAAGUCAUCCAAUCAUAUGCUCACCAUGUCCCCAACUCACAUAUUUUACUAAAAUAUUGUUAAAUAAGCCACUUCAACAAAAUGCUCUUGUGAACUAAAAUGCAAUGCUCUCAGUUGUGAACAAGCAUUUGAAUUGAAGGUCCGCCUCCCUGCCUCAUUCAUUGGUCAUAAGUCCCAAUAACAGCUUAUUCAUUGGCUAACACUGCGUUUGUGUUAUAGCAAUUCACUGAAUAUGCAGCUAAAUAUUAAAAGUUAAAGAGAAGCCAGUGGAAAAAUUAGGAUGGGAAUAUGCCUCGGACUUGUGUGUAUCUGAGAUGCUUGAACAAGCGGAAGGCCAGUUCGCCUGUGUGGUUUCACAGCCUGCCACUACGUAAUCCUAAGCCACUCCAGCUGUGGCUCUAAAUAUCAAAGUAAUGACAGGAGGAGGGUCUACCAUUCAAACAGCCUCAUUCUCAUCUGAGGGCGCUCUGUUUUUACUCUCAUUUUUCAAAAGUGGUUUUGUCUGUAAAAAUACAUGUGUUUGGGAGGUCGUCGGCAUACGCCUGGAUGACUUGACAUGAGGGUAACGCGACAUGAGAUUUUUUCCAUAGGCUUUUUGAUAUUGUUUGAGGUUGUCCAUCUUUAGUCACCAUAGACUGCUUUUAUAUCAGAAAUAUCACUAAAAACCACAUGGUUUAAGUAACUUAUAAAAAAUAUGUCAUUUUUGGAUGAAGUAUUCCUUUAAUAUUUGAAAAGCAUGAGACAAUUUAUGGCUGUACAUUAAAGCUUCAAUUUUUUUCAAAGAAAUGAAAAAAAAUGUAUGAAGUGUUUUAGUGAACAGAGAAGCUGAAUGAAAACUGACAAUCCACUGGGGUGUUGCUGAGAGUGAAUGGUGCUGCAAACAAUGAACCUCCAUAAGUAAACCUACUUUAAACUGUUCUUUGCUGCAAGGCCCUGACCUGCAGUCCUCAAAAGUACACAAAUGAACAAACCCAAAUCAAAUUUCUCUCCAUAUAAAGUGAUCAAAUGUCUGUCCGUUUGGCCUCUGUGCCCUUUCCCAUGUGUAAUAUCACCCAGCGCCCACAAGAGGGCAUAAGAUAGCAAAAUGUUUAAGUGUGUCUGGGUGUCACAUCCUUUGGCAUUCACAACGGGGCUAGAAUAUCCGAUUGAAGAAGGCAGCAAGAUAAACAAAGUAAGAGGGACGUACGGCAUUUCUGGUGAACAGAGGUUUGUAAAUGCAUGAUGCGACUGAAGCAGAUGGACUUGCCAUUGUAUCGUUUUAGUAAACACCGGUUUGUUAUGCUAAUGUUCAUUCAUUGUUUCCAAGCUAGUUUAAUAAUUACCCAGGACUAUUCCAACUAGAGCUUAAAACAACACAGGAAACUACAGAAGAGUGGCAGGCCGUGCAUAAAUGACACAUAGUGUGGUGAACUUAACUCUUGUCACUGGAAGAAAUGAAUAAAUAAAGUGUGUGUUCUCAUUGCACAUCUCUAUAAGAAGAGAAUGAGAAUGAAUAAAUAUAUUUAAAUAAUUGCCUUUGCUUACUCUGUCAGUUGAUUUCAUACUAAAGACUGUCUUAGCAGGGAAACUGCUGCUUAGGAACAUCAAAAAGAACAGCUGCAUCUUCUUUACAGGAUGUGGUUCAACCUUAGUUUAACAGAGUGAUAGAAUUAUUGAUGAAGUGCUGUCAAAGACAAGUUCUGAAUUAAUGGCAGUGCAGAAAGUAUUGAGUCGCUUUCAGCAUUACGGAGCUGUGCCUCACACGAAUGCUCCUUUUCAAUAAGAGCACGGAGGCGAGUUCCUCCUCGAGUAGCCAGUUGUAAACACGAGGCUUGCUACGACAGGCCAUGCAUUCUUUGAUAGUCCACUUUGGCUGGGAUUGCACUCCUGAGAAAUGAGGUCAUGCAAGUGGGUCACGUUAAAUAUUUGCACGUGUAGACUUCAAAGUCAAACGUUUACUUCCUAGUGCAAACCUGAACUAGACACAUAGCCAGCCUGGGCUUCACAUCACAGGGGACGGUUGUGCUGUGAGGACCACCUGCAAGUGUGUAGGGAUUGUGUCUGCCAUGACACAGUUUUGAAAUGUGCUGUGAAUGCGUGACCUGAAUGAUAAAUCCAGUUUAGGAUUAUGCUCAGGAGAUGUGUGUGUGUUUGAGUCAUUCUGGGUGAUAUGCUGGUAGUGUGCAAAGUCAAGUAUAAUGAGAAAGCCAUGUUUGAAGGGUUUACAAAGAAAGUGUUUUCUCUUUUAAUUACUAAAGCUUCUUCCAUUAUUUAAGAAUUGACAGUAAAAGUGAUUAGGGUUGCUGCAGCUUAAGGCCACUGAUUUGUGAAAUGGAAGCAAAUACCAAAAGCUCAAAAAAAUUUUUUUGAAAGUGGCUCUUCUUUCCAUUGUAAUUACAGAACAUUACGCUUGUACUUUUUGGAAAAUUUUCACUUUUCAAGUUUCAUUGUUCUAGUACAGCUUACUUGGAUAGGCAUACUCCCCAUCUGAAUAUUCUAGAAGAAGGAAAACUGACCUUGCAAUCCACGCACUGGGCUGCUCAGAAAACAUGGAGUUAGCGGUAGAGAGUGUGUUCUGGACUGAAUGACCAGCUAUUUCAAGGUACAUCUGUAUAUUUCAGUAUUCUCUAACUAGCUGUGGCUUGAAGAGUGUUAGAGCCUGUUUUGAAAACCAGAAUUCUUGUCCAAUAUUUUCAUAAAACUCUCAAUCCACAUUUGGGACAUCAUAAAAAAAUGUCUUGAUUUUAAGCAAAUGGCAAGCCCUAUGUACAAUUUAAAUUUACUAUUUAAGAUGUCACUUUAUAGCCUAAUGUAAAACUAUCAUUUUCGUUUUUUUUUGUCACUAAAACAAAAGGUACAUUUCAAACUGUGUGACCAUAAUAGCUAUGUAAAAUAUCCAAGUUAUGAAACGUGUAUUAAUUUGAAAGCACCUUGAGGUUAAAGUAUUCUGUUAAAUUAAAGAAAUAUUUUUUUUUAACCAAA
Molecule: messenger RNA, 11256 nt
Organism: Erpetoichthys calabaricus (reedfish)
Lineage: Eukaryota; Metazoa; Chordata; Cladistia; Polypteriformes; Polypteridae
Gene: sez6b
Product: seizure related 6 homolog b
Biological process (GO): regulation of dendrite development; synapse maturation
Cellular component (GO): neuronal cell body; dendritic shaft; dendritic spine
Source: RefSeq, a predicted model, not a curated record